AUGUCUCGUCGCAACUCUGGCAAGUCCCAGAAGCUAGCGGCUAAGGCGGCCACGAUUCCUUCAGUCACAACCAACAAGAAGAAGAAGCUACGCAAGCAUCGUCGCCGACCUUCAGCAGCCAGCAGCCCGAGCUCCCCUGCGCCGAAACCGUCUGUUGCUCAAACGCUCAAGGUCACCCAGCAGGACGGUUUCGACGCCCAACCUUCGCCCGCCCCAGAUGAUCACGAUUCACUAUCGCCUCCCAAGAUCCAAGCCACACCUUCCAUACCAGAUACCACAGCUACAAAAGCAAGGAGCCGAGCGUCGUCUUGGAAUGCUGCUAGUCGAUAUUAUUCCAAAACUGGCUCUCUCCCAGACUAUAGGUAUGCCAGUGUUCACGAUCGUCCUCUGAUCACCUACCUCUACGGACAAACACUUACUCACCAGGACAGGCCAACUCAACCUGCCAUGGGUCUUGAUAGACUGAAACGCAUGAAUCAGUCAUGGUCACCGGCCACUACCAACACAUUGACCAAAGGUGGCAGCAAACGAGAGUUUCCCGAGUCCUCAUCCGCCCCUCAUCAGACAUUGGCCAAACGGCAAAGGCGCGAAGUCUUCUCCUCGAACGAUCGAGCCCCCGAAUCAUCGCUUGCACUACCACAAAGCCCAAGCUCAACAUUCAACAACCGUCGCAGCCAAGCCGAAGCUCCUGCUAGCCCCAUCCGGCUGUAUCUGAAACCGUCCUCGGGCGGGGUCCUUGUACUAGAGGCCUGGUCCAACGGACAGCGCGAUGAAGAGUAUCAAUGGAUCUCAUUCAACCCAACUGAUGUCCGCAACAUUCGCUACGGCGAAUGCUACAUGAGCUUUCGGCGAUCUAUGUUUCGCGACCGACCACCGAUAAUAGCGCUGCAGUUUGCGAGCCCUGAAGACGCCGCUCAAGUUGCCAAAAUGAUCAGUGAAGAUACUAGUCAAAACCGUAUGAGAGAGGAAAUGCAAAGGAUCUUUGACAACUCUUGGGAAACUGCUGUGUCGAGCUCACGCAAUGUCAGUCUUGGGGGUGGCCGCCGACAAUCUGAUGCAAGUGAGAUGACGAAACGCAAUGCGGACACCACCGAGGAACCCAAAUCACCUCCAGUCGAAAUGGCGACUCAUCCGGAACACCUCAAGGAGCGAGAACACUCUGCAUUUCAAGUGCCCACAUCCCCAGUGCGCGCUGCAUCUCCAGUCCGGCGACUUGGUAUGGAAACCAGGCGAUCUAAGAGAUGGUCGCCACCUCCCGCGGAGGUUUCUCACGAUUUGGAACGGUGGUCCGAGAAGAACACAGCUUGGGAGUCGGACUGGAAACAAACGCUCGUUUAUCCCGCCACGGGGCGCAACCGAGCCUCUGUGGACAAGGAAGAUGUCUCGCGGCUGGAUGAGGGCAACUAUCUCAACGACAACUUAAUCAGCUUUUACUUGCGGUAUCUCCAAAUCUCUGUGGAGCGGGAAAGGCCAGAUCUAUUCAAAAGAGUUCACAUUUUCAGCACCUUCUUCUUCGAGAAACUGAUGUCGGGUAAAGGCGACAUCAAUUACGAUGGUGUCAAGAACUGGACGUCCAAGCUUGACCUUUUCUCUUACGACUACAUUGUGGUUCCGGUAAACCAGAACGCACAUUGGUACAUGGCUGUCAUAUGCAACACCCCAAAGCUGAUAGAGCAGGCGGAGGGGAGCGCUUUACAUAUCCAUGCUGUGACAGACGCCGCGGAUUUACCAAUGCCAAAAUCCCAGAUUAUGGCGGCGGUGGAGCGGGAUAUCUCGGAUAUAUCGCUAGAAGACGUCACUGCGCUGCGGCGUUCUUCAAGACAACUCUCCUCCACGCCCGCGUCGUCUCCAGCGAAGCCGCCGUCUGCAACAACUUCUUCUGCGGUGGUUGUGCGAAGCCCUCGUGCCUCAUCUCGGCGUUUAGAUAUCUCAGAGCCACGCAUUAUUACUCUUGACUCAUUGGGAUCACCCCACCCUGCCACCUGCAAGGCACUUAAGAAGUAUCUGGUUGAGGAAGCCAAAGACAAAAAGAACAUAGACCUGGUGGCACCACCUGGCGGCAUGACAGCCCGCCAGAUCCCACAACAGACCAACUAUUGCGAUUGCGGAGUCUUUCUCCUGAGCUACAUGGAGAAGUUUCUCAAAGACCCGGAUGAUUCGAUACGCAAGAUUUUGAUGAAGGAGGAUGUCGGCUGGUCCAUCGACGCAGCGGGACUGCGGAACGAAAUUCGCAAUAUUCUGUUCCAGUUACAGAAGGAACAGGUAGAGCGCCUUGCAGGGGAACGCAAGAAUAAACGCAAACUAAGCCGGAAGAGUGACUCCUCUGUCAAAAACGCAUCGGACGUCGUCAACGAGAUCCCUCCUGAGGACCUCAAAGCCAGCAAGGCAGGCGAGCCUUCCACGCCAUGCCAACCACAGACACUCCCUCUAUCUGCUCCGUCAUCAGCCACAUACAGGAACAGCGCGACAAUGCCUCCUGCAAUGACUGAUAGGCCUCCCAAGUUUACACUGGAAGCCAUGCAUGCCGACGACGACGGCGUCGUUGACAUUGUCAGGAUGCCGGUGCUGGAUGCUCAAUCUAGGGACUAG
Messenger RNA from Cordyceps fumosorosea ARSEF 2679, 2589 nucleotides. Its product is annotated as Ulp1 protease family protein. Lineage: Eukaryota; Fungi; Ascomycota; Sordariomycetes; Hypocreales; Cordycipitaceae. The record is from RefSeq and is a predicted model, not a curated record. Bases 1 to 2589 code for a protein of 862 amino acids. Gene Ontology annotation, biological process: protein desumoylation. Gene Ontology annotation, molecular function: SUMO-specific endopeptidase activity. The transcript has 7 exons. Gene Ontology annotation, cellular component: nucleus; cytoplasm.